Molecule: messenger RNA, 1428 nt
Organism: Contarinia nasturtii (swede midge)
Lineage: Eukaryota; Metazoa; Arthropoda; Insecta; Diptera; Cecidomyiidae
Product: serine/threonine-protein kinase TNNI3K-like
Exons: 11
Coding region: 366-1256 (296 amino acids)
Molecular function (GO): protein binding
Source: RefSeq, a predicted model, not a curated record
ACUCUUCCGCACACAGAAGUAAAAUUUCUUAUCACUUUUUAAACAUUUCUAAGCAAUUGGCUUGCUGUAGCAAAUGUGGUCAAAUCUAAUUGGUUGUUUUGACAUAAAUUUAAAAAUCAGACCACUAUAUUGAAAUUGAAGUUUUUAAUCAGUAUCAACUAUAUGUUUAUUCACCAUCAUUUGACCUUGUGUCUUUGCUAUAAAUAUGGAGGUUAAACGCAACAAGUAAUCAUUCUAAUUGGAAGAUACUUUCGGUAAUUUCACAUUUCGAUUGCCGCUUUCAUUAUAAGAAUAGUGUCCGCGAUUAAAUUUAUUGGAUUAACUUGUUAAUAAAUCCCACAAAGUGUUUAAUCCAACCAAAUAAGAUGAUGAAAUUUUUAUUUGUGAUCGUUUUUCUCGUCGUCGCGAGUGUACAAGACAAUAUCAACGCUACUGAUGGCAGUGAAUAUCUUUACAAGGCCAUUAAAUCAGGCAGAGUAGACGUAGUCACCUUUCUAAUCGAUAAUGGUGCAAAUGUGAAUGAAUUUGGUGAAAAAAAAGUGAAUGAGUUUGAACCUUCUCCGGUCACACCACUCCAAUUGGCCGUUGCUAAAAGUCAAACGGAGAUAGUUAAAAUUCUCAUCGAACAUGGAGGUGAUGUAAAUUAUGUAAACGACAAAAACGAAACUCUACUUCAUAUAGCAACAAUGUUCGAUAAUUUGGAAAUAUGCAAAAUCCUAGUUGCCAAUGGAAUGAACGUGAAUGCUGAAGACUACGAAAAGGUCAUACCACUCGAUAUAGCCGCUGUCUAUGGCUCAAACGAGAUUGUUGAAUAUUUAAUUGCACGCGGAGCGAAUAUAACUGCCAAUGGUGAACUAAUGUUAACACCUUUACAUAUGGCUGCCUGGAAUGGCAAUUUGAACACUUGUAAAAGUCUAAUUGCACAUGGAGCGGACGUUAAUGCAAAAAACGAAAUGAAUUUUACACCUUUACAUUUCGUAGCUGUUCUUGGUACAAAGGAAUUAGCUGAAUAUCUGAUUACAGAAGGAGCUAAUGUCAAUGCUACAGGUGAAGGUAUGAUGACGCCUCUGCAUUCUGCUUACUUUUUUGGCAAUAAAGAAGUGCAAGAGGUCUUGAUUGCUAAUAAAGCAGAUGAAAAUGCAAAAGACGAAAAUAAUAAAAUACCACGUGAAAUGGAUAAUGAGAAAGGAAAAAAGGAGAAACUCCAAAUUAUUGCUACAAUAAAUUCGAAGAAGAGAAUGUUCGAAAGCUUAUAGUAGAUGUAAAGUCACUUUCAUCUCAAAGGCAACGAAGAACUUAUUGAUUGAUCAUGGCGCUGAUGUGAAUGAAUGCUAAAAACAUUGAUGAUAAGAUACCGAGUGAAAUAAGUAUUCUUAUAUAAAAAUAAAUAAAGAGACAUUAUUAAUUUUAAUUAAUUAAUAAUACACA